Messenger RNA from Fonticula alba, 640 nucleotides. RefSeq lists its product as hypothetical. Lineage: Eukaryota; Rotosphaerida; Fonticulaceae. The coding region runs from base 94 to 372 and encodes 92 amino acids. The transcript has 4 exons. The record is from RefSeq and is a predicted model, not a curated record.
CCCCCCCCGCCGCCGAGCAUCCCCCGUUUCCCCUCUCUAUUCGCGUAGUUUGGGUUUGUUUUCUUUCUAUCCACGCCCCUUUUCUCUAUCAUCAUGGACGGUAUCAAGCAGGAGGAGGCCCUUGAGCUCCAGCGCCUUCUUCAGGAGCGCCAGUCUCUCUCCAUCUUUGAGGAGGCCACUCUCCACUACACCUCGCUCUGCUUCGACAAGUGCAUCGGUCGCAUUGGCACCAAGCUUGACAGCUCUGAGCAGACCUGCCUGUCCAACUGCGUCGAGCGCUUCUUCGACGUGUCCGAGUCGGUCCUGUACCACAUCGCCGGCUCGGCCGACGGUCCGAACCAGGGCCAGGAGAAGGGCGGCUCCUUCUUCUAAAAGUGUGUCUCUCCGAGCCCGGCCGUGGCCGGCCCCUUUCCCGAUUGACUUCGAGCCCUUGCCGCGUGUUGCGGCGGACGGCUUCCCCCUCCCCCUCCCCCGGCGCCGCAUGCCGUGUUUGCCCCCCUAGCCGUGCCUCCGUUACCAUCCUUUCUUCCUCCCCGCACAUACCCACUGACGGGCUCCUGCCGACACACGUACGCGCGCAUGCGCGCAUGUGCACACGCACAACACACCUCUCACACACAAUAUACACAUAUGUGGCUCC